CUAUAAGUUCUCAUUGAGGAAUGGUGUGUUAGUGGGUGAUGUGGUUGGUCGGAAGGAAUUACUGCAGAACCUGUAAGGAAGCCAGAAAACUUUGAUAAAGAUCUAUUUACAAAAUGCAUGGACUCCAGUGGUGGUUAUGGUUGCUAUUCGUGGCCUGGUUGUUUGUGGCGGUAGCAGGUGAGAGCAGACGCAAGACGAAACGGGAGAACUACUCCAUCAGUGCUCCCUCGGAGGAAGAGACUAACUACGACGAUGAUUACGAGGAGCUAGAACCAUGCCAGUGCGGAGUUUUCCUGUCCCAGCAAGUGGGUAUCAAGGAGAACAAUCGCCGCAGCCGGCCACGCGGACCUCCACAAGGGGAGCCCGUCGUCACCUAUGAUACAGACUCACCCAGCAUGCCCUGCGGUGUCGGAGGCUUCAAGAACUGCGUCAGCAGGUGUCUUGAUGUGAUCCUGAAAUACCUGCCACGUGCCGGGCCUGUCAUCUGCGGGGCGGUGGAACGCGACGUUCACAGAGAAAAGGCGUUCCUCUUCAUAAAGAACUGUGGCGGGGAGUGGACGCCCACCAGCUUCUCAGCAGGCAAGGAGUUCUGUUGCACCGACGGUGAACAUCACAAGUGCUAAAGAGCCUUUAUAAUGUGACCUAGUAUGUUCAUGACGUGUGUAUAGUGGUAACAGGCGGACGAUUGAUUGGUUGCAAAAUGAUGCCAUUUAUCUAAUUGAGCAAUUGCUUAGGUUUAAAUCCUCUUAGGACACCUACAUCUUCAUUCAAACACACAUAUGUAGCUUGUUCAUAGUAAUUUUGCGUACAAAUAAGUUUCAACAACUGACUGCAUGGUUGAUAUACUGUCGCACUCCGUAUUGUUGGUUCGAUUCCCACGUUGAUGUGUUUUAUAAGCUUGUAUGUAGCUAUGCGAAUAUUUCACCGCAACAAAGAGACAAGGUAAACAUCUCUUGAUGAGUCUAUCUUGAAUUUCAUCGACAUCACUGAACAUGGGCUAAUACUAUAUGUGAAGUAUAAUGUAUGUAUUUGAAUUUUAAAAGCAACAGUUGUUAGGUAGCCUUGUAGAUAAUUGACUUUGUUUGUAUAGUUCGUGAGGCAGGAACUUGACUUUACAUCAUGUAGUAAGUUAAUAAAAGAGGUCCUGUGGAUGAGUUUAUAUAUCAUCACCGUUCGUUUAGCUCUGUUCUGUCAAUUAUAAAUGUAAGUAUCUAUGUUACAAUGUAAGAAAUGUAGUGAAUAUUACCAAUUUAUUAUCGAAAGGUCUCGAGUCUUGAUAAGUAGUUGAUGAAGUCGAUCAUCAAGUCAAUUUGUCAAAGCAUAUGAACUAUGAAGUGUGAGCAGUAGGUAUCUAGACAUCAUUUACUCAGGAUCAAAGUCGAGUUGUGUUUAUUGUUUCAUAUUGUGCAUACACAUCGAAGUAAACCAUGUAUUUAUGUAGCUAGUGUAGUGUAGUAUCGUAGUAUUGGUAGGCAUUUUAAGACGAAGUUACUUACUAGGUAACAUUUUAUAAUUUAGUUUGUAUUUAUUCUUCAAUUUAAAAUAUUUAGCAAGCAAAUCAUGUCGGAAUUGGACAUAUGUAAGUAAAUCUUAGUGUAGUUAUUUAAAUAACAUAGUAAAUGUAUUAGUUCGACAUAAAAGCCAAAUUAUCUUGAUAACUGUAAGAAAGUGCGCUCAUCACAUUAGUUAAUGUCUAAUUAAUCGUUACAGCUAAGUAAUUAAUUUCAAUAAAACCUAUCUAUUAAUUAGUUUACGACGUGGUUAUGUAAUUACAACUAAGUGCGUCUACUUUUGUUCAAUUUGUAACCUUUACCGCUGUAAUUAGAUUUAUUUAUAUUUAUUAAUAAUCAACAAUGAAACGUCAUUGAUAACAUUAUGUUAGGUAUG
Messenger RNA from Spodoptera litura, 1887 nucleotides. It is a transcript of the gene Fcp3C, whose product is annotated as Follicle cell protein 3C. The record is from RefSeq and is a predicted model, not a curated record. NCBI's taxonomy places the organism in Eukaryota, Metazoa, Arthropoda, Insecta, Lepidoptera, Noctuidae.